This is a messenger RNA of Oldenlandia corymbosa var. corymbosa, 915 nucleotides long. The record is from the annotation of a GenBank genome assembly. NCBI's taxonomy places the organism in Eukaryota, Viridiplantae, Streptophyta, Magnoliopsida, Gentianales, Rubiaceae.
AUGGAUGAAGAUAGGAUUGGACUUGUUUUGGUUAGAGUUGCUGAGCUGAGGGCUAAAAUUACUGAUUGUAUUCAAAGGACAGCCACUGAUGGCAAAGGGGUCGAAGGUGAAAGCCAAAAUACGGGUUCUGAAAGAAGCCCAGAAGCCCAGAACCAUCAAGCCAAGGGAGAAGAUGACGAUGAUGAAGAAACGCAGAGUCUUUUGAGCAUUAGGGAAGCCCUGGAAUCAUUGGAGGCUCAGCUAUCUUCUUUGCAGGCUUUACAGCAGCAGCAGUGGUACGAAAAAGAAGUGGGCUUAGCUGAAAUAAGGUAUAGUCAAAAGAAGUUGCUUGAAAAGCUAAAGGAUUACAAAGGCGAGGAGUUGGAAGUCAUACAUGAGGCUAUUGCUUUUGCUGGUGAAACUGUCGAAGAUAGCACUGACCUUCUUCUUCCUCCGUAUCCAAGUCGGCAUGUGCAUUCGGUGGUGUCUGACAAUGAUUAUUUGUCCCAAUUUCCUGAUGCACGUAAAAUAACUCACAACGGAGUUAAUGGUACUGGUCCUAUACAUGUCACAGCAAAAGGCACCCUUGAAGCAGAGAGAGAUCAGUCGAAGCCUGAGUCUCGAAGACCCAUGUCCCGGGUAAAAGCUUUAAUUGGUUCGCUAGCAAAGACUGCCAUAACUAUUGUUGGGGUGGUCUCUGUUCUGAGUUUAGCUGGCUAUGAACCUAGUCUACGGAAAAAGGACAAUCAGUUCAAGUUGCCCGACUUAUUUCAGCAACAAGGAAACGGUAGAAAUGGUGGAUCAAGUGUUGAAUGUCCGCCCGGAAAGGUGCCUGUGGUCGAAAAUGGUGAAACACGGUGUCUUGUUAAAGAGCGAGUUGAAAUCCCAUUUGAAUCCACUGUGGCCACCCCAGAUGUCAAUUACGGGUGUGGCUAA